UUUGAUUCGUCCGUAGGCGUCUAAACGCCAUUCUUCUGAUUUCUUAUAGGAUUAAGAUACUGUUAUUCAAAAUGCGUUCUCUUCUCUGAAUGGCUGUUUCAAACGCCCUUCACAGUUACAUGAAAACGCGAGUUUUAGGUGAGGGGAGAGGCGAUUGUCAUGGAGCAGCUAGGAUCGCUGAGCAGUUGACUCAUGAAUUUACUUUGUUGUGUUUUGACGCAGAUUGACUUGAGUAACGUCUUGGUGGAUGGUUCCUUCAUGAGUUUAGUCACGAUUUUGGGAAACGAGACCAAAUUCUGAAAACGGAGGUGUGUGCAGGACAAAGAAGGAACGCAAUGGAAACAUUGUUUAUUUUCUACUGACCAAUUUGUUUGUUUUUGUUUGGACAGUGCGCUGUUGCCUGAUGAUACAUAUAAUGGAUUCCGGUUAUAUUUGCCAUUAUUUCUCAUAGUAACGAUAAUGGUGUUUUCCAGUAGCAAAUAAAUUGCAGUAUUCGUAGUUUGUUUUGGAGUUCAGAUGUAGCUGGGGUUGGUCGAAACUUUGCAGCUCCUGCAAGAUCAUCAGAAGUUCGUUGCAUUUAUGGGUUGCGUGGAGAGCGCGCAAUGUCUCGUGCGAUGCGAUGGGACUGAGUGAGGCCGUUCGACCCGACAAAACUUUUGCCUCCGCUUCAAGACAGGCUGUCAGGUCUGCUGAGAAGAGUCAUACCCCAGAAAAUGUGAAAGGCUCAUUAAAGUGCUCCGCCACAUUUGUCGUGCUGCAGUAGCAAUGGAGAGGAGCAAGCGAAACUCCAUUGCUGGGUUCCCUUCGCGGCCUGAUCGGCUGGAGGACCUGGAUGGCGGAGGGGGUGGGGUCGAGACCGGGCCCUCCCACCUGGACCGAGUAUGCCCCUCCUCUUACCGUGCCCUCAUCAGUGCCUUCUCCUGUCUGACGCGCCUUGAUGACUUCAUAUGCGAACGGAUUGGCUCCGGCUUCUUCUCAGAGGUCUACAAGGUGCGUCACCGAGCGUCAGACCAGGUGAUGGCUCUGAAGAUGAACAAGCUCAGCAGUAAUCGGGCCAACAUGCUGCGAGAAGUCCAGCUCAUGAACAGACUCUCUCAUCCCAACAUCCUCAGGUUCAUGGGCGUGUGCGUGCAGGAAGGUCAGCUCCAUGCUCUCACAGAGUACAUCAAUGGUGGUAAUUUGGAACAGCUGCUGGACAGUAACAAGUACCUGAGCUGGGCCAUGCGGGUCAAACUUGCACAAGAGAUCGCCAUGGGCCUGGCUUACCUUCACUCCAAGGGCAUCUUUCAUCGAGACCUCACCUCCAAGAACUGCCUGAUCAAAUCAGACGAAAACGGUUACACAGCAGUGGUUGGAGACUUUGGCCUGGCAGAGAAGAUCCCCAGCGACAAUACUGAUGGGGAAAAGUUGGCAGUAGUAGGUUCUCCAUUCUGGAUGGCUCCAGAGGUCCUGAGAGACGAACCGUAUAAUGAGAAGGCUGAUGUCUUCUCGUACGGCAUCAUCUUGUGCGAGAUCAUUGCCAGGAUCCAGGCCGAUCCGGACUACCUGCCACGCACCGAGAACUUUGGGCUAGAUUACCACGCAUUUCAGCACAUGGUUGGAGACUGUCCCUCUGACUUCCUGCAGCUGGCCUUCAACUGCUGUAACAUGGACCCGAAGCUGCGGCCCUCGUUCUCAGACAUCGUGAAGAGACUGGAGGAGAUUCAGCGGCACCUGAGAGCUGAAGAGGUGGAGAGAGAGAGGAUUCCACCCCAACCAGAGUUGGAGAAAAAGACCAUCCCCAAAGGUGAUAAGUUCCAGGGGAUAAAGAGGUUGAACCCCCUGGGCCUCCAGGAUGACAAGAUCCCGCCAAAGUCACCCCGUCCACGUCGCAACAUCUGGCUCUCACGCAGCCAAUCGGACAUUUUCUCCCGCAAGCCUGGCCGCAAGGUCAACGUCCAAGAUCCUUACUACAACCCUGGGCGUCGGGAAAGCUCGAGAGGCGCACCCAAGAUCAACCCAUUCAGUGCCAGGGAGGAUCUGAAGGGCGGCAAAAUCAAGUUCUUCGACAUGCCCAGCAAGUCUGUCUUCUCGCUGGUGUUCGACCUGCACUCGCCGCACGGCAGCGCGACCGCACACCAGCCCCAGCCGAACACCAGCAGCGGAGCCGCGUGCCCGAGCAACUCUGCACCCUGGCCUGAGCUCUGUCAGCUGCCCGGGCGCCAGUGCCACUCUCUGCCAGUCUCGCCCCAGCUGUCUGAGGUGUUUCGCACGGCCCGGAGCGAGGCGGGCCCGGCGGGCGGCGAGCCCCGGCCCAGGCCACUCAGCAGCUGGGCAAGGAAGUACACCGUGGCGGAGAUCCCACCCUACCGGCCGAGGACGGAGAGGGAGACGGCGGGGGCGGAGCCAGAGGAGGGGGCGGAAGAGAGCUGGCCGUGUCUCGCCACCGCCGAGACUGAGGCCGAAGCCAUGGACUGCUCCAGCAGCAGAGGUAGCCCUAUGGAUGACAGCAAGGAGCGGAACCCGGGCACGGGCCCCGCACACGCUGCCAACAGGGAGUGGCCGUAUGUCUGCGAGGACAUGGAUGCCGAGGAGCAGGAGGACAUGCUGAGCUUGUGCUCCCACACCAGCAGUAGCCCGUUCGUUCUUAGCAUGGCCGGUGAGCCGCAGGAACUCCGUCCCAUCGUCCUCUCACCGUGCCGACCCUCUAAGUCACCGGAUCUCCUGUCCCGAUGUGACAUCUGAGACGAGACCUGUAACACUGAGCGGUGUUGCCUCACAACAGCCAGGAAUUAUAGGAUGGACUAAAAUUGAUGCCAUGCAGUUUUCACGAUGUAUUUAAUUAAUACACUUAAAAAAGAUGUACAUUUUCUUUUGUUUCAUAGAGACACCCUCCUAACUUAAGCACGCAUGGGAUUUUGGGCUGAAAGCAAGUGAGACAUGAUCCAAGAUGUUACCUAACAGACCAUCAAGAGCUCACACAGAGGGAGAUUAAGCUACAUUUACACAGGGCUAAUGGAUUAUCACAGUCUGCAACUUUGUCUGAACGUUUUAACAUCUUCACAAGCACUGUCUUUCCUAACUGAUUAAACACUUUAUUAGAAUGUGACAGGACCACAAACGCCCAUGUUUAAAAAAUUAUUUUUAUAUAUAUAUAUAAAUAUAAAAAUGAGUUUUGUGUUUCUGGAAAAUAUCACAAUAUACCAGUUUUAAUGUGCGUCUUCAAAGGUUAUCGCUGAAAUCUGUGUACCAUUAUAUCAUUGUGCACUGUAUGGGUGUAGUACCAGUUAGCACACCUGAUAGCUGGGCAAGCACACAUUCCAUACCCGCCGUUAGAUUAGUUUUAGAGCAAACCUUGUUCUUGCACCCCUCUCAAGGUUGAUUUGUGGAUGGAGAUGGAGGCUUCAGUGUGUGACUGAAAUAGCAGCUGGAUCCAUUCAGUGACCUCUCAGACCUUCUAAAUGCUCCAUGUGUAACAACUACUUAAAAAAAGUAUAUUGCACUUGAAUUGAGAAAGAACUUAAUGAAUUAAACUCAUCUUUUGUCACUACAUUUCUAUGCAAUAAAUUUAACUGAAGCAGAAAGUUUUAUAGAGAGGAUCUAUUUUGAUAUUUAUGUGGAAGAAAAGGUGAUUUUACCAUGUCUUACUUCCCUGCUGGUCAACUAUGUGUAAAGCAUAUAUUAUUAAUAGUUUGAUAAAACAGAUAUUUGUAAAUAAUAUUGUAUGUGCCAGUGCCUGACCUUAAUGUUAUUUUUCACCCUGGCUGUUUUCUCAUUGUGUAGGUUUGUAAUUGAAUAAGAUGUAUAUUUCUACCAAAGACACAACAGGACCUUCUUUACUAUUCAUAUGGAUUCAGUUUUAUAAAAUGUACAAGUGCAUGUAUGUAUUCAGACGUUUAAAAAAAUAAUAAUGAUAAUAAAUUUAAGGAUGUA
Messenger RNA from Electrophorus electricus (electric eel), 3912 nucleotides. RefSeq names its product testis associated actin remodelling kinase 2 (gene tesk2). The record is from RefSeq and is a predicted model, not a curated record. Gene Ontology annotation, molecular function: protein serine/threonine kinase activity; ATP binding. Gene Ontology annotation, biological process: actin cytoskeleton organization; protein phosphorylation. Gene Ontology annotation, cellular component: cytoplasm; nucleus. NCBI's taxonomy places the organism in Eukaryota, Metazoa, Chordata, Actinopteri, Gymnotiformes, Gymnotidae.